CUCACUUCCGGGCCUCUGCAGCUUUGGAAGGUUUGAGCGCGAAAUGCUGUGAGCGCAGCUCCUGAAAGGAUUCAAUGAUCAGUUUUUUCAGUCGUGGAGCGAAGUGCAGCGUUAGUGGUGAGUGCCUUGGAGCCUUAAGGAAACUGUGGUUGGCAGCGUCGCUACCCCGAGGCAUCAAUUGCAAAAAAUUUGAAACACUGUUACAAUUGUUCCCUUUAAAUCAAGAUGUCUAGCAAAGCAAAUGCUUCCAAGAAAAAGUCUCAACAGUUAAAAAGAAAUCCAAAAAGAAAAAUUGAUGAAGAAGCAAAAAUAUCAGAGAAAAAGGUUAGAAACACAGUGAAAAAAAAUAAAAAUCAUCCAAAACAUCUGUCUUCUGAAGUGACAAGACAGACAAAGCAUACUACUCUAAAACAGGUAAAGAUCGCAUCCAGCAAGAGAAAAACCUGGCAACCUCUUUCGAAGAGUAGCAGAGAACAUUUGCAAACUAUGAUGGAAUCGGUAGUAAUAGCAAUUCUGAGUAACAGUGUUAGAGAAAAAGAACAAAUUCAAUAUCAUCUGAAUUUCUUAAAGAAAAGAUUGCUGCAACUGUGUGAAACCCUGAAAGUCCCUCCCAAAAAGCUGCAAGAUUUAUCUCAUGUGUCAAGUCUACUGAAAAUGGAAAGGGCACAGCACAGAGCUAAUGAGGAAGGUCUGGCAUCUUUGCAGGAAGAAACAGAUAAAAUGGUAGCGACUAUAGAGUCAAUGACUGGGGAUAUUCACAGCCUAAAGAACAAAGUUCAUGUUCUGACAAGUGAGGUGGAAGAAGAAGAAAAGAAGAUAAAACAGAUGUUUCAAAUAGAUAGUGGGGUGCUCUCUCUUCCUGAACUUUCUCAAAAGAGUCUCAGAGCACCCAUCCUUCAGAGAGAAAUUCUGACGCUAAUUCCAAAUCAGAACAGUCUUCUGAAGGACUUGGAAGUUCUCCAUAAUUCAUCCCAGAUGAAGCACAUGUUCACCUUCAUUGAAGAAGUCUAUAAAAGACUGGAUGCCUCUUAAAGAGUUGUUUUGUUUUGUUUUUUUGUAGAUUGUCCCAUAUUAAUUUAAUGUUUAUGAAUUUGUAAAAAUGUUGAUCUAUGUGAUAUUGCAGAGGCUUAGGCUUCUUCAGAUACGCACUUUAAAAUUAACCUCUAUAGAUCUACCAUAAGCAUCUAAUGUAGGCCUUAAAGACUGUUUUUAUCAGUUCACAAGCCUAGGAACUCACAUUUAUGUUACUGUAUCUCCAGUUAUGUGCCCAUAACCAUAGUGAGAAUAGCCACAAUCUGAUGGUUUAUAAUGGCUGGAUAGAGCUUGUUUAUCAUUUAAUGCAAAGCAAGUGUGAUACUAUGAUUUAAUAUAUGUAAAUAGUUUAUAGUGCCUAGCACAUAAAAACAUAAGCGUUUGCUAUCCUUAUUGUUCUUUAGCUGAUGACUUGCAUUUUCUGUCUGGUCCUGUGGAACUCGCAACAUCCCCAAAUGCCUUUGCUCUUUUACACAACACCCUAGACUUUUUGUGGCUUCAUUAAGAUUUGCCAGGUGUCUUUAACUUUAAAGGCAGCAUGAACGUUUUGUUUCUUUGUUUAGAUUAGUGAAUAAAUGUUGAAUAUUUAUUUUCUACUCUCAUCAGAGCAUACCUUUAUUUCAUAAAAUUGUUAAAAAGAAACCCAAGCUCAUUUACUCCCUUAAAACAAAUGCCAAGCUGCCGGGAGCCAUUAUGGGAGAUCCUGCCCAUGACGAGGUCAUGAGGAAAAAACCUGACAGGCAAGGCCGUCCAGGAUAUAAGGGACCCUCCAGGUUGUUCUCGGUCUCUACCCCACCCUAUAUCCUCCCCCCUUAUCUGCUGUUGUUGUUUGCCCUGCUGCGGAUUCUUGUGUUGCCUGCCAAAAGCUCUCCUGCUCCUCUUUCAUUGAAUAAAGACCAACUUAAAACCCUAAUUAAUAAAUCUCCUGGACGCUGGUACCCUAUGAAGGGGCCAGGGAUGAAGGAAAUGCUUCAGUUCAAACCCUUUUGCUGGCAUUCUGGCUUGUUUGAUAAAUGUGUGCUCUCAUUGCAAAAAUGCGCAUGAUUGUUCUAAACAUCCUAAGCACAGUACACUAACAAAAGAAACUAUUAAGCAUAGGCCCCUUCGUGGGGUGAGAAAAGCUCCACAAAUAUGAUAGCCACAAAUGUGCCUAGUAGAAAAUACUUUAGAUAGAGAUUAGCUGGCGACUUCUUGCAGGUAAUUAACUUUUAGACUUAAGAGCCUGUUUUGUGCUAUAUCUGCUGUUUCUGCAGUCCUUCGCAUUUCUGUUCUGUAAAAAUGUAAUCCUAUCUAGUUCCCAUAGAGAUGACGCCUAUUAGAAAGAAAAUAGAUUAAUCAAAAGAAAAACAGGGUCGGCUACUGAAGUUGCUUAAGUCACACCAGGUGCAAGCCAUAAAAUGUUAGCAGGCCUGAAGGCCAAAUGAUAAGAAAGACUCUUGUGAACGAAAAGUAUGUGGGUGACAUCCCGUUUCUGUUGAAGGUCAAGUUGCUAUAAUGUUUUGAGAUGACCUGUGUGUAAGCAAUAUGCACUUCCCCCAAAAGAUGUUCUUAAGGGUAUAAAGGGGCCGUGCAAAAAUAAACUUCAGACUCAGCCUCGA
Molecule: messenger RNA, 2630 nt
Organism: Dama dama (fallow deer)
Lineage: Eukaryota; Metazoa; Chordata; Mammalia; Artiodactyla; Cervidae
Gene: CENPQ
Product: centromere protein Q
Exons: 10
Coding region: 226-1032 (268 amino acids)
Source: RefSeq, a predicted model, not a curated record